AUGCAGCGGCAGCAGCAUCGCGUGCUGACUGUCGGGAGUGCCUGUACCGGACUUGCCAGUGAGCUCUUCGCAGCACGCCGCCUGAAUUUACGCGUUCGUUCCGUUUUUGGCUGUGACUGCGACUCUGCCAGUCAAACCUGGAAUCAAGAAAUGUGGGAGCACGAGCGUUUCUUCAACAAUGUCCUGAGCACCGAAUUUAUGGAGGAGCCCGAGUCCGAGUCAGCUGACAUUUUCGUUUGUGGGCCGCCCUGUCAGCCCUUUUCCCGCCACGGCCUGGGUCUUGGUCAGCUGGACCCACGGGCCGCAGCUUUCGACGCUUGCCUUCGAUGGAUCGAGUUGCGACACCCGCGAGUCUUCAUAAUAGAGAACGUGUGCGGGUUGCUUGAAAGCCACCCGCAGUUUCUUGAGUACGUGAUGAAGCGGCUGUCGUUGGUGCGGGCUGGUGGCCGCUCGGUCUACUUUGUGACCCUCAUGGUGCUCAACCCUCGCCUACACUGUGGUAUACCACAACACCGAGAGCGUGUUUUCAUCAUUGGCUGCCAAGCGGCGCACAUGGUUCGAGAGGUAGAAGUACCGCCGGAGGUGCCUAUGCAGAGCAUUCUGGCCUACACCCUGCCGGAGGAGCUGGUGAAUGUGCUGGAUCAACCGACGGUGCCUUCUGCAGGAAGCAAUGCUUGUCGCGUGCUCCAAGAGUCAUUGGAACGUAUCAUCCUUGCGGGUGGGGAUCCGGAGUCGGAGCCCUAUGUCAUUGACGUGGGUCGAUCCACACCCCACUACAACUACGACUAUUGUCCAUGUCUUACUCGGGCUCGCGCCGGGGGCAAGGGCUUCUUUCUGAGCUGGCGCAUGCGCCAUAUGUCCGUGUAUGAGAUGCUCAUGUUGCAGGGCAUACAGCCCGAGGAAGUGCUUGGCACUUCUCUUUCUCUCCCUCAGCUUGGAAAGCUGUGUGGCAAUGCAAUGUGUGUGGAUGUUCUCGCUCUGGUGAUGCAAUCUGCUCUUAGAGCUGUGGGGUUGCUGGAACCUGAUGCCUAG
Symbiodinium sp. CCMP2592 is the source of this 1032-nucleotide messenger RNA. NCBI's taxonomy places the organism in Eukaryota, Dinophyceae, Suessiales, Symbiodiniaceae. The record is from the annotation of a GenBank genome assembly.